UAACGAAUGCCUCCGGCGUCGGCGUCCAUGGAACACCUAGGCCCAGGUUUCGGAAGUCCCAACUUGCGCAAUCCUUACUCGCCAUCUCGGACCACAAAGUUCCACGGCUCGAACGCCGCGUACGCGAACACCACCACCUCGUCGGCGUACUACAAGAACAAGUACGCCACCCAGCACCAGCACCAGACGGCUGCCGCCAACUUGCCACUGUGGACGGCCAUAUACAACUAUGAGGCGCAGGGCGAGGACGAGCUUAGCCUCAAGCGAGGCGACAUCGUCGAGGUGCUGUCCACAGACGCCAAGAUAUCCGGCGACGAGGGUUGGUGGACCGGAAAGCUCGGUGACAAGGUGGGCAUAUUCCCGGCCAACUUUGUCACUGAGAACAAUAUUUUGGAGAACGUGACCACAGUGGUGGGCAACGCACAUAUUACCGAAAUCGAUUUCGGUGAGCUCGAGCUUGAAGAGGUCAUUGGUGUCGGCGGUUUCGGCAAGGUUUACCGCGGCUAUUGGAACAACAAGGAGGUGGCCGUCAAAGCUGCGCGCCAGGACCCUGAUGAAGAUAUUAGUGAAACGGUGAAAAAUGUAAAACAAGAGGCAAACCUCUUUUGGCUGCUGGACAACGAGAACAUUGUGUCCAUGUUGGGCGUUUGUUUACAAAUUCCAAAUCUAUGCCUCAUUAUGGAGUACGCCCGGGGGGGUUCACUUAAUCGUGUACUGAUGGGAAGGAAAAUACGACCAGACGUACUUGUUGAUUGGGCCAUUCAAAUCGCCAGGGGCAUGAACUAUUUGCAUAAUGGUGCACCAAUAUCGUUGAUUCACAGAGACUUAAAAUCCUCAAAUGUGCUUUUGAAUGAAACAAUUGAAAACAAUGAUCUACAAUUCAAGACAUUAAAAAUCACAGACUUUGGUCUUGCCAGGGAAGUCUACAAGACAACCAGAAUGUCUGCUGCUGGAACCUAUGCUUGGAUGGCUCCAGAAGUUAUAAAAAAAUCAAUAUUCUCAAAAGCUAGUGACGUUUGGAGCUAUGGUGUUUUACUCUGGGAAUUACUUACUGGAGAAAUGCCAUACAAAGGAAUUGAUGUGCUGGCUGUUGCUUAUGGAGUGGCAGUAAACAAACUUACUUUACCAAUACCUUCAACUUGUCCACAACCAUUCAGAGAACUCAUGGAGGCUUGUUGGCAUUCUGACUCUCACAUGAGGCCUAGUUUUGAAGACAUAUUAGCAUCGUUGGAUGAUAUUGUACACUCUGCUUUUACUCAAACACCUCACGAAUCUUUUCAUACUUUGCAAGAUGUUUGGAAAGUAGAAAUUGAACAAGUACUUGAUGGACUACGAAUGAAAGAAAAAGCUUUUAAAUCUAAAGAAGAAGAACUAAGGUGUCGUGAAGAAGAAUUAAGCCGAGCUCAGGUACAACAACAGAUUGCUGAAAAACACUUAAAACAGAGAGAACGUGACCUAGAAGCACGUGAAAUGGAAUUGCUCAAAUGGGAACUAAAUAUCAUAAUGCAACAGCAACAAGCAUCGCCGGCAAUACCAACUCCCAAUAAACGUCGUGGCCAUUUCAAAAAAUCCAAUAUUUUGAAGAUGUUAAAAAAAGAACCAAACCAGUUGCCAAUUAGUUCUCCAUCUGAUUUUCGACAUACAAUAACUGUGCAGCACACAAGUGACAGGAAAAAUCGAGAUGCGUCUGGUCCAAACAGCCCCCCGGGUUCUCCAAAUAUUCCUAGACUGAGAGCUAUUGCACUGCCUGCAGAUGGAGUCAAGGGCAAAACAUGGGGCCCCAGUACGUUUCAUCAACGUGAGCGGGUACAAAUUAUUUGCGGGAGCCCAUCAUAUCCAUCAUCACCAGCCACAACGUCUUUUAAGGGGUGGUCUCGAUCAGCACCUAACUUGGAAAAACAUCAGUUGUCGGUUCGCUCAAACUUUGCGGCUUUACAAGAAAUAGACUACAGUGGCCCACCAAUGUCAGCGUCUUACUGUUGGCCGGACGACUAUGAAGAUGACGAUGAUCUACUUCGAAUUCAACGAUCGCGGUCAUCCGAUCGUCACCGGACGAACACCUCAGGCGACGGCGCCGGAAAUAUAGUGACCGUAUCGUCGAAGCCGUCAUCGACAUCGACUACUGCUGGGGCGACGACGACUACAAAUCAAAAAACGGCGCCGUUGUUGGAGAGCGUCCUGCGCGCGGCCGCGUCCAUGUUGGCAGGUUUUGCGUUGGGUGGUGCGGAUAUAAAGACGUGUACUUCUUCCGGUCGUAAUGCAGCAUCGACACCAGGUUUGCAGCACACUUCUACCGACACUGCCAACACCACAACCUCCACAUCGGACUUAAAUUUCUGCCUACACAAUUCUUCCGGCCGCCAGCAUAAACACAAUACGUACCAUGGUCCGUCGUCGAAGCAUUUUCGGGUGCCAUUGCCGCAGAGUUCAGACGCUAAACCUUUGCGAUUCACCGACAGUCCGCAACACCGGUUGAGCCGUUCCCGGCGGAAAUCCAGACCGCCGCCCCGUAGGAAGUCGAGCAGCGUGACCCGGUGCACAGAUGACAAGAGCCACCAUUCUUUUUACGGUACCACGUCAAGUGACUAUUACCGGCAAACGGACUUGUCUCAUACCGGAUACCGUCAGUGGUCUAGCGACCGGAGUGGAUACCGCCAGCUGUCUAACGACCGGUGUGGAGUUUCCGGUGCGAGUUACGAGUAUGAAAACGAUAGUUUGUACGCGUACGACAAUCCGACCGCUAACCACAAUGACGUGAUUGGCGGUGUCGACGAUCCGCCGUCGUUUAGUCGUAGUCAAUAUCGGUGUGGGGGCGGAAAUCCUACGUUCACCAUGGAGCCCGCUGAAACUUCAUCAGUGGUUUCGCACCACCCGCAACGGACGCCGUCGAUUUCACCAUCAUUCCCAUAUCUACACCAAAGGCGGGCCGGCGAUUAUUCAAAUUAUUUCUCUAGGGACGAUCGUCUAUCACAACCGCAUUCAGCCGAAGCUCCAAACCGACCUACCACGUUGGAACCUGGCACGCCGUCGAGACUGCGGUCCAGUCUGAAGAAAACCGUGUAUGGCAGUCGGCAAACGGCCGUUGGUUCGUCGAGUCCCGGAGUGUCGCCGACCAAUCCAACGCCACCGGACAGUCUGACCAGCGACGACAGCAGUUACAUGUCGGCCAGGGACAGCUCGGCAGCGUCUAUGUCCACUGCUCGAGUUCGGUUUUCGCCCGUCACUUUACUGGAUCUGCCCACCCACGGCCAACACCAGGAUUCAACGGUUCCCCUACAGGCAGCCGCGUCCACGUCGUCGUCGUCGUCGGCUCCAAAUUCCAGACGAUCGUCCUCGGUUUCAGAGUACAUCGCGUGACCGCACCAGAAACAAUUACAGUCAUAAUCGUACUCUAACGCUGUAGCGAUUUUUACGCUAAAAAUAACCGUUUUAUCUAUCGUGUCAGCUGCAGUAUUUUAUCUACUCUCACGUAAAUAUUUUUUCUUUUUAUACGUACCUACAUUUAUAUACUUAUUUAAAUUUAUUAUUAUUUCUUUCAUUUCAUACAAGGUAUAAUAUAAUAUAUUUUAUUUUAUCCAUUAUUUUUAAGUUUCGUACGAUGAGUCCGUUUCGACUACCAGACAUUCCAGUCUUUUUACAUAUAUUAUAUAUAUCAUCGUCAACACGUUUCCCAUUAUUAUAUAAUUCGUAAGAACGCCUGAUUACGACUUUAUAAUAUAUGAUAUUAAAAAUAUAUAUUGUGAUUUUUUUUACAAGUUCAAACUUAUUUUUUUAUAUUAUAGCGAAUUAAGUUUUUUGACAGAUUUUUGGUCCAUGUAAUGGCCAUCGUGAUGGUAUAUUUUUUUGUAAUCGACGCUUCGAAUAGAGUUGAUUUUUGUUAAAGAUUUUUUGUACGUAUGUUGGCCUUACGACCGAUAUUUUUAUUUUUUAUAUUUUUUUAUGUUUAUUAUAAAUAUUAUCAUUUAUGUGUUUUUGCAUAAUACCUAUAUAUAUUUUUUACUGAAACAAAUAUAGAUGAUUUGUUUUAGUUAGUAAUUUAAUAUUGUAUAGAUAAUUGUGACAUCUGUUAAAUACAAUGUUUCAUUUUAUUUUUUCAAUGAUAUCUGCAGUGUUAAAAUGUUCCGCAGACUGCAGUGUUUACCAUUAUUAUAAUAUUAUUUUAUUAGAAAAUAAACAUUGAUAAUAUAAUCAAUAUUGACAGUGCCUAUAAAAUAUAAAUUUAUAUUAUGUAAAUUA
Rhopalosiphum padi (bird cherry-oat aphid) is the source of this 4236-nucleotide messenger RNA. It is a transcript of the gene slpr, whose product is annotated as mitogen-activated protein kinase kinase kinase 11. The transcript is spliced from 15 exons. The coding region runs from base 7 to 3357 and encodes 1116 amino acids. The record is from RefSeq and is a predicted model, not a curated record. Lineage: Eukaryota; Metazoa; Arthropoda; Insecta; Hemiptera; Aphididae. Gene Ontology annotation, molecular function: ATP binding; protein binding; JUN kinase kinase kinase activity. Gene Ontology annotation, biological process: protein phosphorylation.